Messenger RNA from Durusdinium trenchii, 2426 nucleotides. The record is from the annotation of a GenBank genome assembly. NCBI's taxonomy places the organism in Eukaryota, Dinophyceae, Suessiales, Symbiodiniaceae.
GGGAAAGUACUUUUGUUUUCUGGAGGGCCUGAUGAGGGCAACUUACGAUGCCUUGAGCCGUAGCCAAUUUCUGGUGACGAAGCAGAAAAGGCCAAGCUUGCUAUGACGAUGAGAAUUCCAGUGCAGCAGAUGAGUGGGGAAGAGGUCGUCCUUGACGCUGUUCCGGACAUGACCAUUGGCGAAGUCAAAAAGCUGCUCAAAGGACUACAGGAAGGUCACGAAGGUGAUGACAACUUAAGGAGAAUGACCAUGGUUGAGAUGGUCAUGGGUGAAGCGAAGCUCAUGGAUGACACCCAGACGCUCACGCAAGCAGGGCUUUCUCCAGAUGUGGCCUUGCACGUCUUGUUCACAGUCCGGUCAGUGGAGUGCUCAAGACAAGAAGAAGCAGGGUGCUGCUUGAGUGCGACACCGAGUGAUCGGGAAGCUUUGUUCGUGCUACACAUCCCAGAUGGUGUGACAGACAUUCCUCAGUACGCCUUCAAUUUCUGCACACUUGUCGGACAGGUGUCCAUUUCCAACUCUGUCACCCAGAUUGGAUACAGUGCCUUUUCUGGGUGCACUUCACUAACAAGCCUGACAAUUCCGGACUCCGUGACUUCGAUUGGAAGCAUGGCCUUUGCAGGCUGCAGGUCUCUCAAAAGCCUGACAAUUUCGAAGUCUCUAACUGAGAUUGGAUAUCGGGCCUUUGGUGGCUGCACCUCACUGACAAGCCUGACAGUUCCGGACUCUGUGACAAUUAUUGAAGACCAGGCCUUUGCUGGCUGCAGCUCCCUGACAAGCCUGACAAUUCUCAGCUCCGUUAUUUCCAUUAGAGGCAUGGCUUUUGCAGGCUGCAGCUCACUCACAAGCUUGACGAUUCCAGACUCUGUGACUGAGAUUGGAGAUCGGGCGUUUGACGGCUGCAGUUCCCUAGCAAGCUUGACUUUUCCAGACUCCGUGACUUCUAUUGGAGGCAUGGCCUUUGCAGGCUGCAGGUCUCUCAAAAGCCUGAGAAUUUCGGACUCUGUAACUGAGAUUGGAUAUCAGGCCUUUGGUGGCUGCACCUCGCUGACAAGCCUUACACUUCCCGACUCCAUCACUUAUAUUGAAGUGGAGGCCUUUGCUGGUUGUAGCUCCCUGACAAGCCUGUUAAUUCCUCACUCUGUUGCUUUUGUGGGGUCAAAGGCCUUUUCUGGCUGCAAGUUGUUGACAAGCCUCACAAUUCCAGACUCUGUGACUGCUAUUGGAGGCAUGGCUUUUGCAGGUUGCAGUUCACUGACAAGACUGACAAUUUCGGACUCUGUAACCGAGAUCGGAUGUCGGGCCUUUGAGGGCUGCAGCUCACUGACAAGCCUUACACUUCCCGACUCCAUAACUUCUAUUGAAGUCGAGGCCUUUGCUGGUUGCAGCUCCCUAACAAGCCUGACAAUUCCACACUCUGUAUCUUUAUUGGGAUUGAAGGCCUUUGCUGGCUGCAAGUUGCUGACAAGCCUCACAAUUCCAAAUUCCGUGACUGCUAUUGGCGGCAUGGCUUUUGCAGGUUGCAAUUCACUGACAAGACUGACAAUUUCGGACUCUGUAACUGAGAUCGGAUGUCAGGCUUUUGAGGGCUGCAGCUCACUGACAAGCCUGACAAUCUCAGACUCCAUAACUUCUAUUGAAGUUGAGGCCUUCGCUGGCUGCAGCUCCCUGACAAGCCUGACAAUCCCCCACUCUGUUGCCCUUUUGGGGGCAAGGGGCUUUGCUGGCUGCACUUCACUGACAAGUCUGACAAUUCCACAUGGUGUGACUUCUAUUGGAGGUAUGGCCUUUGCAGGCUGCAGGGCACUGACAAGACUGAACAUUCCGGAUUCUGUGUCCUCUAUCGAAGUCAGGGCCUUUGCUGGCUGCCGCUUUUUGACAAGCCUGGCAAUUCCACACUCCGUUGUGUUUCUCGGGGAUGCGGCGUUUGCAUGCUGCACGUCACUGACAGUCGUGACAAUUUCGAAGUCUCUAACCGAGAUUGGAUAUCAAGCAUUUGAAGGCUGCAGCUCACUGACAAGCCUGACACUUCCGGGUUCUGUGACUUCUAUUGGAGCCAUGGCUUUUGCAGGUUGUAGCUCACUGACAAGCCUGACAAUUCCCGGUUCCGUGACUUCUAUUGGAGCCAUGGCUUUUGCAGGCUGUAGCUCACUGACAAGCCUUACACUUCCCGACUCCAUAACUUCUAUUGAAGCCGAGGCCUUUGCUGGCUGCAGCUCCUUGGCAUGCCUGACAAUUCCGGACUCGGUGACUCUGAUUGGAGAUCGGGCCUUUGAUGGCUGCAGUGCGUUGACAAGCCUGACCAUCCCGGACUCCAUGACUUUAACUCGAGAACGGGCUUUUGGUAGCUUGCCACAUUUGGCUUUGUAGGAGACAAAUGUGCAGAGUUGUGGGCAGUGGUGUUGCUUCUGCAGAACAAGAAUGGG